GGAGGGAGCGGCCGCUAGUGGCCGGAGGAGUGUGCGGCAGGGAGCGGGUGGUGAGUGCGGUGCGGAGCGGAGACUGAUCGCUGGGGAGAUGCCGACCUUCGUGCUCAACACCAACCUGAGCCGCGCGAACGUCCCGGAGGUGCUGCUGGAGGAGCUGACCGUCACAUUGGGCACCUUACUGAAUAAACCCCAGCAGUACAUCGCAGUGCACAUUGUGCCGGACCAGAUCCUUUCCUUCGGAGGUACCUCUGAGCCCUGCGCUCUCGGGACUCUCUCCAGCAUUGGCAAAAUCAGUAAAGAGCAGAACAAAAACUACGCCAAAGUGCUGUUCGUCCUGGUGAACAAGCACUUGCACAUUUCCCCAGACAGGAUGUACAUCGUCUUCCAAGAUCUUGAGGCUGCUAAUGUUGGCUAUAACAAAAAUACCUUUGCUUAGCUUCUGAUGCAGAACAUUCUUAACUGAUCAGUUUGAUAUACUGUAUGUUGUAUCUUCAUCUGUAUCAAUGAUCAAUGGACCAGAGAGAAGACUCUUAAAAUAAUGUCUUGUUUCUGACUGAACAAUAAAGUAAAUGUAACAAUGUA
Messenger RNA from Hemiscyllium ocellatum (epaulette shark), 582 nucleotides. RefSeq names its product macrophage migration inhibitory factor (gene mif). The transcript is spliced from 3 exons. The record is from RefSeq and is a predicted model, not a curated record. NCBI's taxonomy places the organism in Eukaryota, Metazoa, Chordata, Chondrichthyes, Orectolobiformes, Hemiscylliidae. The coding region runs from base 89 to 436 and encodes 115 amino acids. Gene Ontology annotation, molecular function: cytokine activity; phenylpyruvate tautomerase activity.